Medioppia subpectinata is the source of this 1401-nucleotide messenger RNA. NCBI's taxonomy places the organism in Eukaryota, Metazoa, Arthropoda, Arachnida, Sarcoptiformes, Oppiidae. The record is from the annotation of a GenBank genome assembly.
ACACGAAAAUUAUCCUCUCAUCGAGUGAUGUCUUCGACCGCUUCUUGAGACUCACCGCUCGGACUCAAUGGAUGUGUUGGAGAAAUGAUAACUAUAUACACCCUAUGAAUGCUGUUUCGCAAUCCAAUUGAUCCAUAGAUUGAGUCGAUAGAAGUGUCUGUCAGUUGACAGUAAACAAGUGGUCAAAUUUGUGUGCAUUGACCACCGAUUGGCCGCCGGAUUCGCCAUCACUACUAUUGCUAUUGAUAUAUCUGACACACUUGUGGCCAAUACUCGCCGCCAUUUAAGCGCAACAGUGUUUUCGGUGUGAGAAUCGUCCCGAAAGGUGCGGGAAGUGACCGACCGGUAGGCGCUGACCACUCGUAGCGGCCAAUCAUGCCAUUCACGGGCAAACUGCGGCUCUGCGUGAUUGAGGCCCAGGAGCUGAAGCCGACUCAGUUCUCGGUCCGUCACAAACUGGAAGCGGUGGUCGGCAAAGGACAACAGAUGCUGAUCGACCCCUACGUGAACAUCGCUAUAGACGACACACCCAUCGACCGGUCGUCCACUAAACAGCGGACAUUCAAACCGCUGUGGAAUGAAGUGUUCACGUGUGACGUCCAGAACGGCCACAAUCUGUUGCUCACAGUCUUUCACGACGCGUCCAUUCCUCCCGACGACUUCGUGGCCAACUGUUCCAUCGCUUUCGACGAUCUUCUCACUGAUGAGGCCGUCAACGGCGCCAACACUUCGGAUAUUUGGGUGGACUUAGAGCCCGGCGGACGCAUACACGUGACGGUUGAGCUCCAGAGCCUACACCAGGACUCGAAGACGAUGAGCACGGGAUCCGCGCUCUCCUCCGAACCGCGAGAGUUUAAGGAGCGCCAGGGCUUUAACCGGCGUCGGGGCGCUCUUCGACGGCGUGUGCAUCAAUUUAAGGAGCGCCAGGGCUUUAACCGGCGUCGGGGCGCUCUUCGACGGCGUGUGCAUCAAGUGAAUGGCCACAAGUUUAUGGCCACUAUUCUACGUCAACCGACCUUUUGUUCGCAUUGUUCGCAAUUUAUAUGGGGUUUAGGCAAACAAGGCUACCAGUGUCAGGUGUGCACGUGUGUCGUACACAAGAGGUGUCACGAGUCAGUGGUGACCAAAUGUCCCGGUUGUAAAGAGGACAACGAUAGCUCGCUGUUGGCCGGACGGUUCAAUAUCAACGUUCCGCACAGGUUUGUGGUCCACAGCUUCCGGACGCCCACCUAUUGUAAUCAUUGCGGCUCAAUGUUGUACGGAAUCUUCAGACAAGGCCUCAAAUGCGCCGAAUGUGAUAUAAAUGUCCACAAGAGAUGUCAGAACAAUGUGGCCAACAAUUGCGGAAUUAACGCCAAAGUGUUGGCCGAUGUGUUGCAAGGAUUGGGUAUUUCGGGCGAA